AUGGAAGCAGCAGGCAUAUUUUUAUCCCCUGCUUUGCAAGUGAUCUUUGACAGAUUGGCAUACCCAGCCCUACAAAAGGUUGCUGAAAUCUGGGGUGUCGAGGACAACCUCGACAGCCUACGAGAUGCCUUGAUGAGGACUCAAGUUAUUCUUCAAGAUGCAGAGGAGCAACAAUUAACCAACAAACCUGUUAGGCUUUGGUUGUCAAACCUCAAGAGUGCUGCUUCUGAUGCUGAGGACAUUCUGGACUUUUUAUCGCUUCCGAAGCCGUCUUCCGCUUUAAAAACCCAGCUACAUAUUUCAGAACUCCACAGAUUAGAAAAGACGAUAAAUGAGGGACUAUCGACAUUUAAUUUUAGAGUGCCUUGCACAGAGGAAGACUGGCUCUUGCGUCGGCGACUCAAAUUCUUCACUAACAAGAGGGAGACUGGCUCUUGCGUGGUCGACUCAAAGAUAUAUGGAAGAGAUGAUGAGAAAGAGAAGUUAGUCAAACUGUUAGUAUCUAAGGGAACUUCCCAGGAUGGAUAUGCAACUUGUAUUCCAGUAAUUGGUAUUGGAGGAAUUGGCAAGACCACACUUACUCAGUUGGCAUAUAACGAUGAGAGGGUAGUCAAACACUUCGACUCUAGAAUAUGGAUUUUUGUUUCUGAGGAUUUCGAUGUCAAGAAGAUUAUGAAGACAGCCAUUGAGUGUGCAACAGAGGAUGAAUGCAAGUUGUCGGAGAUUGAAAUACUUCAGUCUCGGCUUUCGAAAUUGCUACAGAAGAAAAGAUACCUGAUUGUGUUAGAUGAUGUUUGGACUGAAGACCAGGAUGAUUGGGACAAUCUAAUACCUUUGCUUACAGGGGGUCUUGAUGGCUGCAAAAUCAUUGUCACUACCCGCAGUCAAAAAAUUCCAUUCGUGAUGGACUUCCCGAAUUCACCAUUUUAUUUAAAUGGUUUGAAGAAUGAUGAUUGCUGGUCUUUGUUCAAGCACCGGGCAUUUGGACGCGGAGAAGAAGAGAAGUAUCCAAAUCUUACACGGAUUGGAAAGGAGAUUAUCAAAAAAGUAGGAGGUGUGCCGUUAGCUGCAAAAAGUUUGGGAAGCUCAAUGCGCCUGAAAAGAGAAGAAAAACAGUGGUUAUUUAUGCGAGAUUGUGAACUCUGGGAAUUAGAUGAAAGCCAACAUAAAGUUUUCCCUGCCCUGAUGUUAAGUCUACCACCACAUCUUAGACAAUGCUUUGCAUUCUGUUCACUAUUUCCCAAAAAAUAUGAGUUCAAUAAGCACAAGUUAAUUCAUCUAUGGAUGGCAGAAGGCUUCAUUCCAAAAGAGGGAAGCAAGCAACCUGAAGACAUUGGUGAGGAAUACUUUUCCGAAUUGUUGUGGAUAUCUUUCUUACAAGAAGUACGGCUACAUGAAGGUGGAGAAAUAAUUGGAUACAAGAUGAACGAUAUCAUUCAUGAUCUUGCACAAUAUGUUGCAGGAAAAGAAUAUGUGGUACUUGAACAGGGUCGGCCACAAAAUUGGUCACCAGCAGAGAUUCGCCAUGCAUCUGUUGUUUAUACAUAUGGUGCAAUUACAAUUCCAGAAACUCUAUAUGAGGCAAAACAUUUGAGAACUCUCUUAUUGAUCGGUGGUUCCGGCUUCUUAAACAUAGAUAAAAUUUAUUCAAGUUUUGAAUACUUGCGUGUGCUAGAUCUCAACAACUGUGAUCCUAUUGAUGUGCCUAAAUCCUUGGGUGGCUUCAUGUGUUUGAGGUAUCUUGACUUGUCUUACACGCUUAUCUCCCAGUUACCAGAAAACAUGAAGUAUCUCUUUUCUUUGCAGACCUUAAACCUAGUUGGUUGCAAUAAUCUUGAGAUUUUGCCUUCUUUGGGAUCCAACCUAAGACAUCUUAACUUAAGUGGAUGUGUGCGUUUGACUGGUAUGCCUUCUACAAUUGGAUUGUUAGUUCAACUUCAGACAUUGCCACUUUUUGUUGUGUCGAAGAAGGCGAGGAGUAUUAAGCUGCAUUGUUUAAAUCUUUAUGGUGAGUUGAAUAUUACUGGCUUGGAGAAUCUUAAAGAUGCUUCUUCAGCAAAACUGCAUAUGAAGAAAAAUCUUGAGUCAUUGGGAUUAUACUGGGGUUCUAUUCUGGGAUUUAAAGAUUCAUUCGCCAAACCACCUAAUGCCCCACCUGAAGUAGGUGUCUCGAGAUCACAUAUAGCGCCGCAACUUGAACAGCUUAUUGAAAGCCUGCAACCACACAAAAAUCUGAAAAAGCUAGUUAUAAAUGGAUAUCCAGGAACCAAAUUUCCUGAUUGGGCUCUCCCAAAUCUUAUUGCCGCUGAUUUCACCAACUGUAGAAGUUGUAAACAUCUUCCAGCCCUUGGGAAUCUUCCGCUACUUAAGAUGCUUUCUUUGCAUGGAAUGCAUGGCGUUGUGAGAAUUGGUAGAGAGUUCUAUGGUGACAGCACUGACAUAUGGUUUCCAUCACUCGAAGAACUAUCAAUUAGUGAUUUUGCAAAGUUGGAAGAGUGUUCAAGUGCAAAUUAUGGAAAUGCAUUCCCUAGAUUGAAGAAAUUAACUGUAAAGAGUUGCCCCAAGUUAGCACGUAUACCGCUACCUCAGUCCCUUCAACAUUUGGAGUUGCGAGAUUGUAAUCAUAGGAUGAUGCCCAUGGCAGAUUUAAGUUUGCUAUCUGUGCUUAUUCUUGACAAAAUUCCAGAACUAGUGUCUCUCCCAGAAGAGCUUUUUGCAUCAGCUAGACUGUCUUCCUUGAAGAUUUUGUCUUGCCCCAAGCUUCAUUCAAUGCCUUUGCAUAUGCAAAACCUUAGUUCUCUGAAAUCAUUGACCAUUCGUUGGUGUGGAGAGUUGUUCUCUCUGCCACAAAGUUUGCAGAACCUUAAAGCUCUGGAGUCAAUGGAGAUUAGUGACUGUCACAGUCUAACAUCCCUGCCAAAUUGUGGAAUUGCAGGUUUGGCUUCGCUUCGAACUUUGUCCAUUGAAAACUGCAGUAAACUAACUUCUCUGUCGUCGAGUUUGGAGCAGCUCACAUUGCUUGAGCACUUCACCAUCAUGUACUGUCCAAAGCUUGGUUCCUUUCCAGCCGGUGUGCAACACCUGUCCUCCCUUCGAAGUUUGAUCGUUCUGAGCUGUCCUUGGUUUGAUUCUCUGCCAGAAGGGUUGGAAAAUGUAAAGACCCUGCACUGCUUGGAAAUUAGUAGCUGCCCCAAUCUAACAGCUUUGCCAGAAUGGUUUGAGGAUCUUGAUUCUCUUAGAUCUUUGACCAUAUAUGAUUGUCCUAAUUUAAAACUGUUGCCACCGGGUUUCAAGCUUCUCACUAAACUCCAGCACCUCUCUAUUCAAGAAUGUCCUGAGCUUGAGGAAAGAUGUAGACGCGGUAGCGGUGAGGAUUGGUCGAAAAUAGCCCAUGUCCCGCAUAAGUACAUUGGAUCGCCUCAAGUCAGGCAGUCUGGCGAUGCAAGCACAUCUGGCAGCUCUUCUGUCCAAGCAUCUUCUCAGUAA
Prunus armeniaca (apricot) is the source of this 3486-nucleotide messenger RNA. The record is from the annotation of a GenBank genome assembly. Lineage: Eukaryota; Viridiplantae; Streptophyta; Magnoliopsida; Rosales; Rosaceae.